AUGGCAUCCUCGAACUACCCUGAUAUCUGGGAAAUUUCUGACGAUGACGACGACGAUAGACGCCCUUUACAAUCUUCAUUGCCUUCAAGCAGUCAGCUCAACGGCAACACUGGUGGUGACGAAGUUGUAUUGAUCACUGACACCGACUCUGACGACGACGAGCCACCCCCUUCAAGCCAAAUUCCUUCCUCAUCUCAGCCUCGCCCAUCUUCACCGCUUACCAUCGAUUUGACGCGAAGCGACGACGAAGAACGUUAUUCCGAUGAUGACCGCGAUGACCUCCCCACCUUUCGUGCCACUGCAUCCGACGACGACGAUAGUGACUCUGAUUUACCGCCGCCAGAGCUUCUUUCCCAGUCGCGUAAGCGGAGGCUCUCACAGAGCACAAGUACCGACGCCAACGGUUCUCCUAGCAAAAAAAGCAAAUCUCAAUCAUCGUCACCCAUUAAGAUGCCUCUAGCGUCUGCAUCAUCUAGCCCAGACAAGGCUCAGACUAAACCAAAACGCAAGCGUAGAACGUCUCAAGAGCGGCGCGACGAGGAACGGGAGAAAGAGGCGCGUAGAGCUCAGAAAGAAAGAGAACGCGAACUCAAGAAAGCUGCUCAACUUGCUGCGAAGGAACAAAAGAAACAGGAAAAGAUCGAAGCUGCCGCCCUGCUAGCCCAGAAGAAAGCAGAAGCCGCUGCCAUGAAAGAUGCUAAUAAGCUCCAGAAUAACAAAAGGGAAAUGUACGCGCAUCCGGAACUCCUGCCGUCCCUCAAGGAGAGACUUCGUGGACUCGGCGGCACUCUGUUAUUUGGACGCCAGCUGCUCCGGGACCAUCACACGAUACAGUGGAAGAUGCGUUCCAAUAAGCGAUACAAUGUGGAAACGAGAAAUUGGAUCCCUUGCGAGGAGUACGAGGACUUGCAGUCCACGGCGUUACUCUACAUCACCGGCGCGAAUCUGGUGCAUUUGGUGCGCACAAAGACGUUAGUGCAGACGGUCAAGGAUUUUCGCAAUGCCCACGGUAACCAGUCUAGACAUCACCAGACUUUUAUCAUGGUCGAACGCCUGGAAAAGGAGAGGCAACGAAAUGACGUCCACGAAGCUCUUGCAAGUUUGAAUAUUACUUGUCACACGCAUCAUGUCUUUGUUGAAAGCGUUGAGGAGGCUGUCGAGCGAUUGUACAACAUCACUGCCGAUAUAGGUAUCAAGCCAUACAAAUUGAUCGAAAGGUCACAUCUCCCUUUUUGUGCAGAUUUCAAGCAAGUUGAGACUGGAAAGACCUUCAAGGAAACUUGGAACCGGAUGCUCUGCCAGAUUCCUGGCGUGACAUUUUCGAGCGCACAAGGUAUUGUACAUGAGUAUCCCACAGUUUCGAGUCUCUUUCGAGAGUACGCCGAGAACCCAGCUGCUGGCGAGCUUUUACUCCAGGAUUGUGUGGUUCGUGCACGCGUCGACGGGGUGCAGAAUGCUCGAAGGUUGAACAAGGCACUUUCAACCAGAGUUCACGCGGUAAUGUGUGGGGAGGAUGAGUUGGCACUAGUCGCUAGAGGUGCUUAGAUGAGCCUCAUCUUUCUAUUUACUUACCAUAUUUCGAUCAUACCCUUCUUCACCCGUUUAAC
Messenger RNA from Desarmillaria tabescens, 1607 nucleotides. RefSeq lists its product as uncharacterized. Bases 1 to 1545 code for a protein of 514 amino acids. Gene Ontology annotation, biological process: resolution of meiotic recombination intermediates; replication fork processing; mitotic intra-S DNA damage checkpoint signaling. Gene Ontology annotation, molecular function: crossover junction DNA endonuclease activity. Lineage: Eukaryota; Fungi; Basidiomycota; Agaricomycetes; Agaricales; Physalacriaceae. The transcript has 7 exons. The record is from RefSeq and is a predicted model, not a curated record. Gene Ontology annotation, cellular component: Holliday junction resolvase complex; nucleus.